Molecule: messenger RNA, 4155 nt
Organism: Gavia stellata (red-throated loon)
Lineage: Eukaryota; Metazoa; Chordata; Aves; Gaviiformes; Gaviidae
Gene: ROBO3
Product: roundabout guidance receptor 3
Exons: 25
Coding region: 1-4155 (1384 amino acids)
Biological process (GO): axon guidance; cell-cell adhesion
Cellular component (GO): axon; plasma membrane
Molecular function (GO): protein binding
Source: RefSeq, a predicted model, not a curated record
AUGCUGCGGUACCUGCUGAAGACGCUGCUGCAGAUGAACCUGUUCGCCGACUCGCUGGGGGCCGAGGGCUCCAACUCCUCGCAGCUCCUGCUCGGCAUCAACCGCACCAUCGCCGCGCUCCACCUCCCCGGCCUCACCCCCGGCAACGGCUCCCACCCUCAGCUGGAGGACACGGCCCCCCGUAUCGUGGAGCACCCCACCGAUCUCCUGGUCUCCAAGGGAGAACCGGCCACUUUGAGCUGCAAAGCUGAAGGUCGCCCGGCCCCGGCGGUGGAGUGGUACAAAGAUGGGGAGCGGGUGGAGACGGACCGGGAGGACCCCCGCUCCCACCGCACCCUCCUGCCGGGGGGGUCCCUCUUCUUCCUCCGCAUCCUCCACGGCCGGCGGGGCAAACCCGACGAGGGGGUCUACGUCUGCGUGGCCAGGAAUUACCUGGGGGAGGCCACCAGCAGGAACGCCUCCUUGGAGGUGGCCGUGCUGCGGGACGAUUUCCGGCAGCCCCCCGGGGACGUGGCGGUGGCGGCGGGCGAACCCGCCGUCCUGGAGUGCGUCCCCCCCCGCGGCCACCCCGAACCCAGCGUCUCCUGGAAGAAGAACGGCGCCCGGCUCAGCGACAAGGACGAGCGCCUGACGAUCCGUGGUGGGAAGCUGAUGUUGGCCAGUGCCCGCAAGAGCGACGCCGGCGUCUACGUCUGCGUGGCCACCAACGUGGUGGGGGAGAGGGACAGCGAGCCGGCCGAGCUGGUGGUCUUUGAGCGCCCGGCGUUCGGCAAGAGGCCUCUCAACCAAGCGGUGCUGGUGGAGGGGACGGCGGAGUUUCCCUGCGAGGCGGUGGGGGACCCCCGGCCGGCGGCUCGAUGGCGCAAGGAGGAGGGCGAGAUGCCGCCGGGAAGGUGGGAGGUGCUGCCCGACAACACCCUACGGAUCAUCCGGCUGCGGGCGGAGGACGAGGGCACCUACACCUGCGUGGCCGACAACAGCGUGGGCCGGUCGGAGGCGUCGGGCACCCUCACCGUGCACGUGCCCCCCCAGCUUGUCACCGGGCCCCGGGACCAGACUGUAACCCCCGGCCAGAGCGUGACCUUCCAGUGCCGGAGCAAGGGCAACCCGCCACCCGCCGUCUUUUGGCAGAAGGAGGGUAGCCAGACCCUGCUGUUCCCCGGUCAGCCCCCGCACCCCACCAGCCGCUUUUCGGUCAGCCCCGCCGGCGCCAUCACCAUUGCCGACGUGCAGCCCGCCGACGCCGGUUAUUACCUGUGCCAGGCCAUCAGCGUGGCCGGCAGCGUCCUGGCCAAGGCACGGUUGGAGGUGGAAGAGGUGCCGGCUGAUGACCGACCGCCGGUGAUCCGCCGGGGUCCUGCUAACCGGACGGUGCUGCCGGUGGGGGCCACGGCACAGUUGCCGUGCUGGGUGGGGGGCGGUGACCCCCCGGCCAGCGUGGGGUGGCUGAAGGACGGGAGCGCCCUGGUGGGUGCCCAGCCCCGUGCCAGCUUGCUGGAGAACGGCACCCUACGGAUCACCGGCCUCCGGGUGACGGACUCCGGGCACUACGAGUGCGUGGCCACCAGCUCGGCGGGCGAGACACGCUGGGGUGGCUCCCUGGAGGUGCAAGAUGACAGAUCCAGCCUCUCCUUGCCGUCCCCUGAGCCCGGUGUCCUCCCUGGGCCACCCUCCACCCCCGUGGUCACCAACGUCACCAAAAGCAGUGUCACCCUGAGCUGGAAGGGGAACGAGGACAGCGGUGCCACCGAUGUCACCUCCUACAUCGUGGAGGCUUUCAGCCAGGCGGCCGGUGGCCCAUGGAAGACGGUGGCGGCUGACGUGGAGGGUGAGACCCACACGGUGAGCGGCCUCGUCCCCGACACUGUCUACCUCUUCUUGGUGCGGGCGGUCAACGCCUACGGGCUCAGCGACCCCAGCGGCGUCUCGGAGCCCGUGCGCACCCAAGGUGAGACCCUCCCCACGCAGCAAGGGCUGGACCCCGAGCAGGUGCAGCGGGAGCUGGCGCAAGUGGCCGUGUACCUGCAAGAACCCGUGGUGCUGCCGCCAGGCUCCGUCCGCCUCUCCUGGACUGUGGAGCGCCAAGCACCCUUCCUUCAGGGCUACCGGGUGCUGUACCGGCGGCGCGGCGGGCGCUGGGAGGAGGCGCGGGCGGUGCAGGCACCGGGGGAGCGGGGGGCCCUGCUCACGGAGCUGCGCCGGGGCCAGGACUAUGAGGUCAAGGUCCGACCCUACUUCCAUCACCUCCACGGCCCUGACAGCGCCGUGCGAGCCCUGCGCACCCCCGAGGCGGCCCCCAGCGCCCCACCGCGAGCCGUCAGCGUGGCCGGUAACGGCACCAGUGUCCGCAUCUCAUGGCAGCCACCGCCGGCAGCCGAGCAGAACGGUGUCAUCCGUGAUUACCGGAUCUGGUGCUUGGGCAACGAGAGCCGCUUCCACAUCAACCAGAGUGUGGAGGGGACGGUGCUGGCAACGGUGCUGCGGGGACUGGUUCCCGGCGUCCCUUACCGUGCCGAAGUCGCUGCUGCCACCGGCGCUGGCGUGGGUGCCCGCAGCGCACCGAUCCCCAUCCGCAUCGGUGAGUCACUCGUCACCACCGCCACACCCAUGGGUUGCGGGGUGGAAGGGUUCACCCCGGUGCUGGGGACCGCUCCUCGGCACCCCUGCCGCGGUGUCCCCUUCCUUCCCAUGUCACUUGCAGCCCCCCCGGCAGAGCGGGACGCGGGGCCGGCAGGCGGGAGCAGCGUGGCCGAACGUUUGGCCGAGGUGGCCAGGCAGCCGGCCUUCAUCGCCGGUGUCGGCGGUGCUUGCUGGGUCAUCCUUGCCGCCUUCGCCGCUUGGCUCUACGGCCGCCGUCGGAGGAAGAAGGAGCUGAGCCACUUCACCGCAUCCUUCGCCUAUACGCCCACCGGUAAGCCUAUAGGUGCCCCGGGGCCCCGGCGCGGCCCCUCGCCACCCUCACCCCCACCUCUUUCCGCAGUCGCCUUCCCAGCUCCGGUGCGCGGCAGCCCCAGGGCAGCCGCUGGCGGUGGUUACCCGUGGCUGGCGGACGCGUGGCGCGGCAGCGGCGGUGCAGCUGGGGGCACUGGUUGCUUGGGGGCCACUGAGAGAUACUACAACGACACUGGCAUCACCCGUUACAUCACGCAGACGGAACAAUUUGGGGUGGGGGCCAGCGAGGGGCCGGUUUACAGCACCAUCGAGGUGGGCGGCGAGGAGCUCCACACCUUCCCCCGUCCCUUCUCGCAGCAUGGGACUCCCUACGCCGGGGGGGUUCCCCAGCCGAUGGAUGCCCCGGCCCCCCAGGUGCCCCGUGGCCGGGCAGAGCACGGGGCCAAAGGGAAGAAGCUGGGGCAAGCAGUGAAACCGCCGGCGGUGAGCUGGACGGAGCUGCUGCCCCCACCACCCUCGGCCAGCGAGCUCAGCCAGUGCGCCCAGGAGGAAGAAGAGGAGGAUGAAGAGGAAGAAGCAGCUGGCGGGUUGGGGACGGAGGAGUGGUACCCUGGUGAGGAUGUCCACUGUGCCACUGCCGCAUCCUCGCCCGCCGCCUCCUCCGGCUGCCGGUCCACCGCCACGCUGACGCCAUCACCCCGCGCCGCCGAGGACAUCCCCCGUCUCCGUGACUUCGAUAGCCCCCGCCUGCCCCGGAGACCCCCCCAUGGCGCCGGCACCCCUCCGCGGGCACCCAGCCCCUCUCUGAGUCCAGAUGCGGGCGAGGGCCACCCGCCCCGAGCCCGCCGCCCCCCUGGCACAGGGAAAACCCGCGGGGAGACCCCAAAAAGUCGCCCGAAGCCCAAAUGCAGCCGCUACCGCCGGGAAAAGCAGCCAGGAGAUCUGCCACCACCGCCGCUGCCGCCACCGGGCGAGACCCCCGGCCCCUCGCCGGAGAGGGAGUCGAGUGGGGCCGAGCGCAAGGUCACCCAUCGCCCGCCCCGUGGCGACGAGGUCAUCCCGUACGGCAAACCCUCCUGCCUGUCCCGGGGUCAGGCAUCCGGCAGCUGCUCCACGACGGGCAGCGUCUCGUCCCGUGGCUCCACUGGCUCCCGUGGCCAUGGCUCGGGGCGCAGCCAGACGUCGGGGGACCGCGGCGAAGGGACCGGCCAUCGCCGCCGCCCGGGUCCCCCAUUUCCUUGCCCGUCACAGGAGAAGCGAUGA